Molecule: messenger RNA, 3142 nt
Organism: Anguilla anguilla (European eel)
Lineage: Eukaryota; Metazoa; Chordata; Actinopteri; Anguilliformes; Anguillidae
Gene: plscr3b
Product: phospholipid scramblase 3b
Exons: 8
Coding region: 298-1272 (324 amino acids)
Biological process (GO): plasma membrane phospholipid scrambling
Cellular component (GO): plasma membrane
Molecular function (GO): phospholipid scramblase activity
Source: RefSeq, a predicted model, not a curated record
AAAAGAAACUUAGCUGGGAGAGGUGUGGUGUGUGUGCGUGUGAAAACGAGAGACUAAAAAAAAAAAAAAAACCCCAGAUCAUAUCAUAUACACAGUCUACUAGGCUACAUGCUGUCACGCCCGAAUAGUUCAUUGGAAGGUUACGUAUAUAUAUACAACGUAUUUCUCAUUUCCAUAAAGUUGUUUUCCUGGUUGUUAUCAAGAAAAGACUGUUCGAAUUUGCCAAACGUAACCCUGUGACUGCAACAGAGAGGAAGUUGGACUUUCCUGUUUGCUGCCUACGGAACUCAGCCGAGCAUGUCCGGACCAGGUUACCCCUCUCCUAACCAAACACCAUACCCCAUGCCUCAGCCAGGGGGUUACUCCAUGCCCCCAUACCCAAUGCCACAUGGGGGUUAUGGUGACCCCAAUCAGGCUCCGCCCCCUGUUGGCUUCCAUAUGGGAUAUCAGCCUUCCCCAGAUCAGCCUGUAAUGUACCAACCCGGCCCAGUUAGCCCUGUCCCCCAGCAAGCUCCCAUGCACGAAUAUGGGGCGGGUAACGUGGGUGCCCCUGCAGCUAUCUCUCCAGCUCCACCCGUGUCUGUUCCUGUAGGGGUUCCACCUGGGUUGGAGUACCUCACACAGAUUGAUCAGAUCUUGAUACACCAGAAAGUAGAGUUGCUGGAAGCCUUCAUUGGUUUUGAGACCAACAAUCAGUAUGAGAUCAAGAACAGCCUUGGCCAGAAGAUCUACAAGGCCAAGGAGAAAAAUGACUGCUGCACCCGCAACUGCUGUGGCUCGCUCCGCAGCUUUGACAUGAAGAUCAAGGACAACAUGGACAGGGAGGUCAUCCGCCUGGUGCGGCCCUUCCGCUGCGCCACAUGCUGGUGCCCCUGCUGCCUGCAAGAGAUGGAAGUACAAGCACCACCUGGUACCACAGUGGGCUAUGUGGUUCAGGACUGGCACCCCUGUCUCCCAAAAUUCUCCAUCAAGGGUGCGUCACGAGAGACCCUUAUGAAGCUGGAGGGGCCUUGCUUUGCAUGUAACUGCUGCGGAGAUGUCCACUUUGAGCUGAAAGGCAAGGAUGGGGGGAAAUCUAUUGGCCGUAUCAGUAAGCAAUGGAGUGGGCUGCUGAAGGAGGUCUUCACUGACACUGACAACUUCGGAAUCCAGUUCCCAUUAGACUUGGAUGUGAAGAUGAAAGCCGUUCUCAUGGGUGCCUGCUUUCUCAUUGACUUUAUGUUCUUUGAGAAGGUUGGGGACGCAAACCAGCGCAACACAGUCUUCUCAUGAGAAGAGGAAGAGUGUGAGAAGGAGAGGGGGAAAGUGAGGGAAGGGAGAGAGAUGCACUGUCACUCAUGUUCAACAGCCUCUGUUGCUUUUACUGCCAUUUGCUUUUUUUGUGCUGAUCUGAGAGACACUAUCCUUUUCCUGAUGCAUAUAGAAAAUUGUCCAAUCGCCAUGGAAAGUCUUUCCUUUCCCGAGUCACUGUGGACAUCAGAGGCCGUUUGUGACUGCAGCUAAGCCCAGAUCAUUGGAAACUGCCUGAAACCACAAACGUGCAUCUCAGAGCCUGUCUGUGUUUAUUAAUGUUUUUGUCCAUUGACGUGUGUACAGGUAGUUUAACUAUGGAAUAUUGCCAGUUAUCCAGCAUGCUACUUAGCCUAAUAUUUCCUGAUAUAAAUAUUAUAACCUGUGAUAUUACAGCAUACACCAGGUUUCAAUAAGCCAAGGAUAAAUAUGUUUAUUCAGUUUUAACUGCUAAAUCAAUAUGCUCUUUUCACUACAGCUUUUUCUAGCACACUGACUUGCCUUAAUAAUUUUAGAUAAUAUAUAUACAUUGGUGGUGUCAUGCAAAAAACAUAUAUAUGUCCAUUGUACUUUUGAAAGCUCUCAUCCAGCUUUACAUACUGUCAGAAGGAUCAUUAACUCUUAAACAACUAAUAAAGUUGGUUCAAAACACAGCUUGAUUACACCAUCAUGUAAUGUUGGAAAAUAUAUAAGUUUGAUUCAUUUUUUAAGUUACUAUUACUUGGUAAUUUGUUAAAUUAGCAAUCAAUGCUGGGAAAUUUUGAUAUCCCUUAAAAUUCCUUUUUUCCCUCCGAGUUGCAAGGUUUUGUGACACUGACAUUUGUUUUUUGCAUUGUUUCUGCAAUACAAAACAAAUUUUAAGCACGUACAUCCUGUCCCUUUAAAUUCUUCUGUUAUUGUCCUUGCAUUUAAUUGUAUAAUUUAAUUGUACAAUAAUUACAUAUAUAUUUUUUUUUUACUUGUGUAAUACAGGUAUGAUGAUGCAUAGUGAUACUAUGUAUAAUAUCUAUUGUGUUUAUUGUCAAACAAGUGGCAGUGCAAUGAUGUCAAUGAAAUGACUUAAUUCACAUCUGGGGAAUUCUGGGUAGAGCAGGUAUGAGUAGAAAAGGUCAGUGUUGUUCAUAAGGUGAAACGGGAUCUGGAUAUAAAAAUAAUGUCGUUAAAUCCAUUCUCAUUGUAAGAUCCUUAAAAAUGGUGGCAUGUGUUUUUACUUGUGUCUGUUUAAUGGAUAUUUGAGCUAUGGGAGUGUCCAGCUGACUCCGUUUGUCCUUUCCCAAUGGGUGUGCCAGGCCCCUGAUACUACCCCUGGAAUAAUACAAAAACAAACACAGAGGAAAGAACUGCUGUGCUGACCUCAUCCAUAGUCUGGAAAAUGCCAUAUAAAAUUCAGCUCAGGCAGAUCUGCUUCCCUUCUCUAAUGAAGGUAGAGUAGGGUUCUGUGACACAGAAAUGCAUUCGCUUGCCACUGACACACCCAAAGCUACAUUGAUAAAGAAAUUAUUUUGUUAUAAAACCACUGUCUUGCUCUCCAUCGGCUUUAAGCCUUAUCUUGUAGUGAGGUGAAGAAAUGAAAGUUCUUCAGCACCUGCAGCUCAAACUUCACCUUAAACCAAUGCUGUUGAAUCAUUGCUAAAUUGUUGUUCUAUAGAGUGUACUUACUUUUCAUGUCACCUGACUUGCUCUGCACCAAAUGACCCAUAGUUUGUGCUGGUUUUGUGUAAUUGAUAUCAGAACCAAAAACAAACUUUAGUAAGGUGAUUUAGCACUUUUCAUUUUUUGCCAUGUUAUUUGAUAUUAUUUUUUCUUAUUUCCUUGAAAUAUUGUUUUUACACAAAUAAAAGAAACUGUAAAA